AGACAGACAGACAGACAGAGAGAGAGGGACAGACAGACAGAGUCUGGGGGAGGAGAAGCCUUUUACUGAUCUACAAACGCACACAAGGUGUUGCUUUUAGAUCUGAAGAUUAUGGCGGUGAAGACGGCGGCUCAGGGCACUGGAGUUCUGUUGGUCACCGCCAACGUUGGAUCCCUGUUUGAAGAUCCUGAAAACCUACAAAAGAACUGGCUUCGAGAGUUUUAUCAGGCUGUUCACACACACAAACCUCACUUUAUUGCAUUGCAUUGCCAAGAGGUUGGAGGCAAAAACUACGAAGCAUCAAUGACUCACGUUGACAAUUUCGUCAAAGAACUGCUAUCGAGUGAUGAAAUGAAAGAGUACAAUCGAGCCCGUGUGUACUUGGAUGAAAACUACAAAUCACAAGAGCAUUUCACGGCUUUAGGAAAUCUUUACUUUCUUCAUGAGUCUUUGAAAAACACCUAUCAAUUUGAUUUUAAAGCUAAGAAAUACAAAAGAGUAACUGGUAAAGAAAUCUACUCAGAAACGUUAGAGAGCACACCCAUGCUGGAAAAGGAGAAGUUUCCAAAAGAUUAUUUCCCUGAGUCUAAAUGGUCCAGGAAAGGCUUCAUCAGAACACGGUGGAGUGUCACUGAUUGUGCCUUUGACUUGGUGAACAUUCAUCUUUUCCAUGAUGCUUCCAAUUUAAUUGCUUGGGAAACAAGCCCAUCUGUCUACUCAGGAACACGGCAGAAAGCUCUCAGUUUUGUGCUGGAUAGGAUUACAGACCAACGAUAUGAGAAGGUGCCUCAUUUCGUAUUUGGUGACUUCAACUUCAGGUUGGAUUCUAAAGGUGUUAUAGAGGCACUCUGUCCAUCAGCAAAAAUAGAAACUAUUCGAUUACCAGAAACGAAUCAAGUAAACAAGUUAAUUUUCCGUGAAUCAAAUAACGAUCGAAAGGUGAUGCUUCAACUAGAAAAGAAGCUUUUUGAUUACUUUAACCAAGAUAUUUUUCGACAGAACAAUGGGGUGGAGCUUUUAGAAUUUGACAGGGAGAUUUCCGUAUUUAAAGACAAGUUGAGUGAACAAGAAAUAUCAUUUCCACCCAGUUACCCAUACAGUGAGGACUCUAGUCAGGGAAAGCAGUAUAUGAACACAAGGUGUCCUUCAUGGUGCGAUCGCAUCCUUUUGUCAUACUCCGCAAAGGAUCUUAUUCACAAGGCAGAAAAUGAUGAGAAGUCAGUUAUCUAUGACAACAUGGGACCAAAUGUUUGCAUGGGGGACCACAAGCCUGUCUUCCUGUUCUUUCGAAUAGCUGCUGGGGCAGGUAAACCUAAUGCAAAUAUGCGCAACUGUUGUGUGGUGCAGUGAUGUGGUGGUAAACGAUGUCAAAAAAAUGAGAAGAUCUUUCGAGAACCUACCCUCUAGUCCAUUUGCAGCAAGCAAACGAGAGGUGCAGGAGCAGGGCAGGAGAACUUGCAAACAUCCUUGUAAUUCAACUGAUGUUGAUACUGUAUUUCUUAGUGCUGCAUUUCAGACUGCUCAUCAACCAUUCUGCUUUGAUGUCUGAAGUCUAUACAAGACAGCCAUCUAUACAAGACAGCCACACAUACCUCACCAUUUCAUAUGUUCCUGUGACACUUGAAUUAAAUGUGGGACAAUAUUAAAACGUGUCACAGUUUUGUUGCCAAACGCUAAGAGUAGAAUAUACUACACAUUUUAAAUAUCUCACAUUUAUAAUUUUAACUGAUACAGUAUCCCUCUUCAAUGUAAGAAGUUGUUUCCUUAUGUAAAACUCAUGAAGUGCAAUGCUGAAAUUGUAUAUCUAUACUGUACUAGAGAGUUUUUUGUACAUUGGAUUGUAUAGGUAGUGAAAUUUCACUUUUAGUGAUGGUUUUAUUGAUAUUUUCUUUACUUUUAAGAUUUUUAUUGUAUGUCUGUGUUAGGCUAGCUAGGUAUUUUCAUGUCACAUACUACAUACUGCCACAUUUUAUCUGAUUUCGAAUCACAAAUUAGCUGCUCUCUUCAUUUUUAUAUCUACUUAAAACAAACUAAUUUAUAAUGUAAUCUUUCCAAAGCCCCUAAAUGAAAUUCCUUUCUGAAGGACUGGCUGCUCAUGGUCUGACAUAUCAACUAUUAGUUCCUAUGCCUAGCUGAUUGAAUAUAUAAAACUAUAUCUUUUCUCACCCAAACUAUACUAUAGAUAGCUUUGACAGUGCCAUUAUUGAUGAAAUAUCUAAUUUACUAUAACCACCACGCGUGAAUAGCAGUCUGUCUGUGUUAAGUACUUCUAUUGUAACUUAUUCCUAUGUGAUGCCAAGUUUCAGAAUGUGAAGUUUAAUAGGAUGGAUAUCUUAUAAGAUUUUUUUGUAAACUAUUUCUGUCUAUUUUUGUUACUGCAUACAGUGCCAAGUAUCUAUGGACACAACAUAAUGGGAAAUCUUUCCUUCUGUUAUUAGCUUGCUAAUUGUGCUUUAAUGGAUUGUAUAUAAAGCCCUCAAACCUGAAGAUGCAAAUUGCAAAUUCGGUAAAAUUGUACCACCUAUAUUUAAUCUCCAGCGAGCGCUAAUGUUGCAAAUUUUACACGCUGCUUCUUACAGCAUUAAAAGGUGAUUAGGUCUGAAGAUGGAGAACACAGCCAAUGCCUAAACGUUUCCUCUAUCGAUUUAAUUUAGUACACUACAAAGUUCACAAGCUACUUGAUAGCAGUGGAUUGAUGCGUGUUUUCGUAUAAAUCACUACGGUUGGAAAUGAUUUUGUGUCUGCCAGCAGAAUUUAUGUGGCCGUGACCGUGAGAUCAUUCUCGUUUGUAGACAAUAAAGAGUAAAACGCCAGUAUGCAGAUAAACUGUACCAAUGUGCCCAGUAUCAAUAGCCGUACACUGUAAACUAUUUUAUUAAAUCAGAGAUUCAACUUAUGUGACGUUAAUGGGCCAUAGAAAUAAACUUCUUUGUUUCUCAAACAA
Molecule: messenger RNA, 2944 nt
Organism: Callorhinchus milii (elephant shark)
Lineage: Eukaryota; Metazoa; Chordata; Chondrichthyes; Chimaeriformes; Callorhinchidae
Gene: inpp5a
Product: inositol polyphosphate-5-phosphatase A
Exons: 16
Coding region: 112-1350 (412 amino acids)
Biological process (GO): phosphatidylinositol dephosphorylation
Molecular function (GO): inositol-polyphosphate 5-phosphatase activity
Source: RefSeq, a predicted model, not a curated record